GUAUGGUUGUGGCAUGGAAAUAUGUCAAAAAUUGAUUAUUCUGUGAGUACCUCAACAAAUACUGACAUAUUUGUAAUUGUUAACAGAACAAUUGUUUUACAAUGAAAAUAUAUUGAGACAAAGAAAUAAUUGAAAUGGAUACUUUGCCAACAGAAUUUGACUUGAUAGUGGUAGGAACAGGUCUGAUUGAAUCAGCUGUAUCUGCUGCAGCAAGCAGAAUUGGGAAAAGAGUUUUACAUAUAGACAGCAAAGAUUAUUAUGGUGGUCUAUGGGCAUCAUUUAAUCUUGAGAACAUUGAAACUGUUUUCAGUAAACCUCAAUCCAAUAUACAUAAUGCAGGAUCUGAAGAUGUUCAGUUGGAUGCAAAUCAAAAGAAGUUAGUUAUUGGAAAUGAUUUGUUUGAAAUAAUAGAUAUUGAGCAAGCUUGGCAUGUCUUGGAAAAGGAUAAAGAUUAUGAUUCUUCACUUUUGAAAACAAAAGAUGUGGCUGAAGCAGCUCUUGAAGUAAGCGAGGAAUGCAAUGCAGAAAGUGUUGAUGCUGUAACCAAAGAAGUGCCUGUAGCAGUAGAGGCUAAUGCAGAAAGUCUUGUUGAUGAAAUUCAAGCAAUUGCUGUACAAGAAGCAAUUGAAAAAAAUAAUGAUGUUGACAUACAAGAAGGUGCUGUAGCAGUAAUUGAGGCCAAGGAAAAUGCUGAAAAAGAAACUGAUCCAGUACUGGAGGUGAAGGAAGAAUUUAAUGCAACAAAUGAUAUUCAUGUUGAAGCUGAAGAAGCACAAAUUGUUGAGGAGGAACAUUUAAAUAAUGUUACAAGUCUUGAAGUUUCAGCAGCUGCAGUUUUUAAACCAUGGAGCCAAGAAAGCAUUAUGAAACAAUCCAGAAAGUUUAAUUUGGAUUUAACUCCUAAGGUACAAUUUUCUCGAGGAGAAUUUGUUAAAUUGUUGGUUUCUUCCAACAUUGCUAGAUAUGCAGAGUACAUAGCAAUUGGGCGUAUCUUGACAUAUUUAGAUGGCAAGUUGAUACCAGUCCCAUGUUCUAGAUCUAACAUAUUUUCUAGUCCACAUGUGAAUGUGAUUGAGAAGAGAGUGCUAAUGAAAUUAUUAUCUACUUUGAUGGACAGCACUGACAAAGAUUUUUCAGAAUAUGAUGGCAAAACAUUUAAAGAAUAUUUACAAGAUCGUAAACUUUCACCUGAAUUAAUUCAUUACAUCGUCUAUUCAAUUGCACUUAGCGACGAUGAGACCUCUUGCUCUGAUGGCGUUAAGAAUGUUAAAAGAUUUUUGGCAAGUUUAGGUAUAAUAGGUCAAACGCCGUUUAUAUAUUCCAUGUACGGUAGUGGCGAAAUUCCACAAGCAUUUUGCAGAUUGAGUGCAGUUUUUGGUGGUACUUACGCGUUGAAUCAACCACUCAGCCAUUUUAUAUAUGACGAAGAGCACAAUUUCAAAGGACUUAUUUCUGGACAACAAAAAAUAACAGCAAGUAACCUUGUAACUGGUUUUGAAUAUGCACCAAAUGAAAUGGUUGAGAAGAAAGAGAUGUCUUAUAUUUCUAGAGGAAUAUUUAUCACUGACAAGUCUGUUUUGGAGGCGGAUAAACAAAAGACUUCUUUGAUAUUGAUGCCUUCAAAAGAUGGAAAAACUCUUUGCCACAUUAUAGAAGCUGGUCAUUGGUCUGGUGUAUGUCCUAAGGAUUUAUAUAUUGUUCAUAUGUCUGCAAGAAGAACUGCAUCCGCUAAAGAAGAUCUCAAAUAUUACGUCGACACGUUGUUUAGUAAUGACCCAAAUGAUACUAAACCGAAUGUUUUGUGGUCUUUCUAUUUUGCUAUACCAGAUACAAAUGACAAAGAUUAUACUCAACAUAAUUCUAAAAAUUCAUUCUUUUGUCCAGGCCCUGAUUCUGAUUUGGAUUAUGAUAAUUCCAUCCAAAAGGCUUCAAAAAUAUUCGAUGAAAUAUAUCCAGAUUCUGAAUUUCUUCCAAGAGCUCCGGAUCCUGAUGAAAUUAUUUUUUGCGAUGAUUCUGAUGAAGCAGCCGAAGAAGUUAAAGAAGCCGGAGCUGGAGAUUUGCCACAAGAAAUAGAAAAAACCGAAGAGAAACAAGAUAGCGCUGAAAUUAGUUUGAACUAAUUUUUUUUUAAUGUUUCAUUGCUUUUAAUCGAGCUUUUAUUAAUGUUUGCUUAAAACUGUACGUGUGUUGAAGUGUAUAAUCAAAAAUAUUACGUUAAAUUUUAUCACCAAUAUUGUUAAAUGAAGCAUUUAAUAAAAAGUACG
Molecule: messenger RNA, 2264 nt
Organism: Nicrophorus vespilloides
Lineage: Eukaryota; Metazoa; Arthropoda; Insecta; Coleoptera; Silphidae
Gene: Rep
Product: rab proteins geranylgeranyltransferase component A
Exons: 8
Coding region: 135-2120 (661 amino acids)
Biological process (GO): protein geranylgeranylation; intracellular protein transport; small GTPase-mediated signal transduction
Cellular component (GO): cytoplasm; Rab-protein geranylgeranyltransferase complex; nucleus
Molecular function (GO): GDP-dissociation inhibitor activity
Source: RefSeq, a predicted model, not a curated record